Molecule: messenger RNA, 585 nt
Organism: Alternaria postmessia
Lineage: Eukaryota; Fungi; Ascomycota; Dothideomycetes; Pleosporales; Pleosporaceae
Exons: 2
Coding region: 1-585 (194 amino acids)
Source: RefSeq, a predicted model, not a curated record
AUGACAGACGCCGUCAUUUCCCGACUGUCGUCAGUUCCUUGGGCUGCUGCCUUGAUCAAUGACCCCAAUUGGACUCCAGUCAACACUGCCUCCCGGACACCAAAGGCAUCCGGGGAAGAUUCCUUCUUUGCAGAAACUCUAAGUACAGGUCGCACGAUACGAAGCCUUCUGACGCUUCGACCGAUCAACGAAGAAGAUGGCGAUAUCGCAUACAAGGAGGUCAAGACUAUCGUGGAGCUAGGCGACGGACUCAACGGCUACCCACAGAUCAUACAUGGGGGUUGUGCUGCGACACUACUUGACGAGAUGUGCGGUAUCUUAAUCAUGCUGAAUAUGGAGAGGAAGGUGCAAAAAAUAACAGAGGACGGCCGCCGCGCAGCUGCCUUGAACUACUUUACCGCCUAUCUGAACACCACCUACAAGAAGCCAGUGCCGACACCCGGUGCGCUUCUUCUUACGGCCAAGAUCGAGCGACAAGAAGCGGGCGAUCGGAAACUAUACGUUCGUGCGACCAUCGAAGACGGCAACGGUACAAUAUACACGCUCGGCGAAGCCUUGUUCAUCAGGGUUUCAACCAAGCUAUGA